UCAAGUCCAGUAGAUCAUCCGAAAAUGCCGCCGCAGACGAAGGACGAGGAUGUUUGCCAGAGAGAAGUCCCGAUUCCGGACUGGGUUAAGCCGGAAGCAUUUGAGGAUCUACUCAAAAGUAAGGUGAAGGAUUACAAGGAAACUAAAGCCCUGAGAGCCAAAGCAGGAGUCGCUGCUGGCGAGAACUAUGCCACCAUAAUGCUCAGAGUAGAACUGGAUGUUGAGACGAAAGAUGAAUCCAAAAUAACAAAGGCAUUCAUGUUGAAAACACCACACAAGACUGAAGCUUAUCGCAAACUUCUCGAUAAUACUAACAUCUUUGAUGUGGAGCGUGGAAUGUAUAUGGAAGUGGUUCCUGAACUAGAGCAACUUUACCGAGAUGUAGGCUUGGAGGUUAAAUUUGGGGCAGAGGCCUACGAGAUAAAAGCCAGGGAUUACUAUGUCCUGCUGGAGGACCUAAGUCCUCGAGGUUUCAGAAAUUCUGAUCGCCUCCAAGGUUUGGACCAAGUUCAUACUGAGAAUGUUCUAAGGAAAUUUGCCCAAUGGCAUGCUGCAUCUGCAGUUCGCGUGGACCUCAAAGGACCUUACAACGAGAAAUAUACAGGAGGGGUUUUUAAAUCGGAAGCCAUUGUGGAUGCCUUUUGCAAUCGCAGUGCUAAAAACUUGAUAAAACAUAUCGAUCAGAUCAAAGGGCAUGAGGCUUACAUCAAGGAUUUGCACAGUGUCGCAGGAAAGUUAUUUGAUGUGGUAAACGAUCUGAAGGAACCGAAAGCCGAUGAAUUCAACGCCCUGAACCAUGGCGAUGGUUGGUCCAAUAACAUUAUGUUCCAGUACAACGAGAAAAACGAGAUAUUGAAUACGUAUUUCGUUGACCUGCAAAUACCCAAAUGGGGAACAGUAGCUCAGGAUUUGUUCUACUUCCUGAUUUCGUCAACAAGCCUGGACGUCAAAACCUCGAAGUUCGAUUAUUUCAUUUGGUUCUACCACUCGGAAUUGGUCAAGCAUCUAAAACUUCUGAAUUACUCAAAGACAUUGCCUACCCUAAGGAGCAUUCGCGAUGCCCUUAACAAAUACAGUGGAUGGGCCUUCAUCUGCUCUGCUUGCGUAAUGGGAUUCGUCCUUCUAGAUCCCACAGAAGAAGCAGACUUCGAAAAAAUCAUAUCAGAGGAUCAUUCUGGCUUUACAAAGUCAGUUUACACCAAUCCCAGAUACGUCAGGCAUUUGGAAGUCGUAUUGCCAUGGCUGCAGCACCAAGGCGCCCUAGAAUAGGUUCCUAAAAUAUAAUAUAAUUUGUGUUCAAGUAAUCAAGAACUAAUCAUUUUCCAAACAAACAAUACAUUUCAUAGCUUAUUCAAAACGUAAUAAAAUAAAAAUACGUAAAAUAAAAA
Molecule: messenger RNA, 1388 nt
Organism: Drosophila biarmipes
Lineage: Eukaryota; Metazoa; Arthropoda; Insecta; Diptera; Drosophilidae
Exons: 4
Coding region: 25-1269 (414 amino acids)
Source: RefSeq, a predicted model, not a curated record